CGCAAAUCGUCGACGUCUUCCAUUCACGACCUCAUCCGAAUCGGCUGUAUCACACCUGGUUUGAGGCGAAUCUGCUGGCCGACAUCUCCUAGACAGAGUCAAUUGAUACCAGCUACGAUGAUCGCACGCCACGCACCCUCAAAGCAGGCCCUCACUGCUGUAUCGCAGCGCGUCCUACCGUGCGCCGCUACCGCAUCGCGAGCGUCCUCACAGACUCCUUCGACCCGACAGCAAAGAGGCUUCGCCACAGUACAAGAAGGCACACCAAAGAAGACACAUGGCGGCUUGAGGGAUCAGGACAGGAUAUUCACCAAUCUGUAUGGUCACCAUGGUGCUGAUCUCAAGAGUGCUAUGAAGUAUGGAGACUGGUACAAGACUAAAGAGAUCAUUUUGAAGGGCCAUGACUGGAUCAUCUCCGAAAUCAAGGCAUCUGGCCUUCGUGGCCGCGGUGGUGCUGGAUUUCCGUCGGGCAUGAAAUGGUCGUUCAUGAAUUUCAAAGAUUGGGACAAGGACAAUAAGCCCCGGUACCUCGUCGUGAAUGCUGACGAGGGUGAGCCUGGAACCUGCAAGGACCGCGAGAUCAUGCGAAAAGACCCACACAAGCUAAUCGAGGGCUGUCUCGUUGCUGGACGAGCAAUGAACUGUACAGCAGCAUAUAUUUACAUCCGUGGUGAAUUUUAUCACGAAGCGACAGUCUUGCAAAGAGCAAUUCAAGAGGCAUAUCAGGCCGGUCUGAUCGGAAAGAAUGCAUGCGGCUCUGGCUAUGACUUCGACGUCUACCUCCACCGUGGAAUGGGCGCCUACGUAUGCGGUGAGGAAACGUCCCUCAUCGAGUCACUUGAAGGAAAGCCCGGCAAGCCCCGUCUCAAGCCACCAUUCCCAGCUGCCGUCGGUCUUUUUGGCUGUCCCUCUACGGUCGCUAAUGUUGAAACUAUUGCUGUCGCACCUACGAUUUGUCGCCGUGGAGGCAGCUGGUUCAGCAGCUUUGGACGCGAAAGAAACUCUGGAACCAAGCUCUUUUGCAUCUCUGGCCACGUCAACAACCCAUGUACAGUCGAAGAGGAGAUGAGUAUUCCGCUCAAGGAGCUACUCGAAAAACAUUGCGGUGGUGUACGAGGUGGCUGGGACAAUCUCCUAGCUGUCAUUCCUGGUGGUUCAUCAACACCCAUCCUCCCGGCUGCAACGUGCACUGAGCAACUGAUGGAUUUCGAUGCUUUGAAGGAUUCGCAGUCUGGUCUCGGUACUGCUGCUGUCAUCGUCAUGGAUAAGUCGACCGAUGUCGUUCGUGCUAUUAGUAGAUUGGCCAAGUUCUACCACCACGAGUCUUGUGGACAAUGUACGCCCUGCCGUGAAGGUUCAAAGUGGACCGACCAAAUUAUGAAACGCUUCGAGAAGGGCGAGGGCAGGGAGCGCGAGAUUGAUAUGUUGCAGGAGCUUACAAAGCAGGUAGAAGGACACACAAUUUGCGCCUUGGGUGAGGCUUUCGCAUGGCCCCUGCAGGGCCUGAUCAGGCACUUCAGACCGGAACUUGAAGCUAGAAUCAAGGGCAAUGCGCAAAAAGCUGGAGGCGAGGCGCUUGCUGGUGGUUGGACACACGAUGCGGGCAAGAAAGGUCUACUGGUGUCACCAGGACAAUAGUUGUACAGUUCGAUUUUUUGCGUUCCCUUUGUAGACUACGCUACAUCACUUUGUACAGUUUAGGAGCAGCUAGAUAAAAAUAUUCAUCAAGUUCGGCUCGAUACCCGAAAAGCCAG
Messenger RNA from Pseudovirgaria hyperparasitica, 1754 nucleotides. Its product is annotated as NADH-ubiquinone oxidoreductase. The transcript is spliced from 3 exons. Gene Ontology annotation, molecular function: FMN binding; NAD binding; NADH dehydrogenase (ubiquinone) activity. The record is from RefSeq and is a predicted model, not a curated record. Bases 118 to 1638 code for a protein of 506 amino acids. NCBI's taxonomy places the organism in Eukaryota, Fungi, Ascomycota, Dothideomycetes, Acrospermales, Acrospermaceae.